Zerene cesonia (dogface butterfly) is the source of this 1368-nucleotide messenger RNA. It is a transcript of the gene RASSF8, whose product is annotated as ras association domain-containing protein 8. The record is from RefSeq and is a predicted model, not a curated record. The transcript has 9 exons. The coding region runs from base 1 to 1368 and encodes 455 amino acids. Lineage: Eukaryota; Metazoa; Arthropoda; Insecta; Lepidoptera; Pieridae. Gene Ontology annotation, biological process: signal transduction.
AUGGAGUUGAAGGUCUGGGUCGAGGGUAUACAAAGGAUUGUUUGUGGAGUGACUGAGACUACCACUUGCCAGGAUGUAGUCUUUGCCCUUGCUCAUGCCACGGGAAAAGUGGGCAGAUUCACAUUAAUUGAGAGAUGGAGAAAUAAUGAAAGGCUUCUAGCUCCACAGGAAUAUCCACUUAAGAUUUGGCUUUUUACAAGGAGAUCUGAUAGUAGCGACAACCAAAAAACUUUACCACCUAAUAGCAAUUCUAAAUCACCUAUUGGAAAUAGCAGUCAGAAUAAUCAACCAAAUUCAAAUCUGCAAGAUAAACAAAACUCGCCAAAUAGAACAAAUUCAUCCGCCUUUAACAAUGUAAAUAAUACAUCACCUAGUAAUAUUGGUGUGGUGAAAGGUGUACAACAAAAUAAGACACCAGAGUCACACAGUCCUGUUAUGAAGGAUGUCCCACCUUAUAGGGACCCCCCACCACCAUACAGAUCGCCACCGCCACCGCAAGGGCUCCGUAAAUCGCCCAACCGCACACGGCCUCGCUCAAACCACUUGUCUCCGGAGACAGAUGAUGAAAGGAAUCCGGAAGCAGUCAGCUAUAAUACACAGUAUCGGGAACUGGUUUCGCUGGUCAAUUAUCAGAGGGAGAAGCUGUCGAGUCAACAGGUUGAUUUGAUUAAGUAUGAUGCAGAAAUAGGCUAUUGGGAGAACAAAGGUCGUGAGCAAGAAAGGCAGGUGGAAUUGUUGCAGCAACAAAUUAAUUCAGCUGAUAAUCAGCUCAGGAUUAGUACAGAACAGGUACAAGCAUUAAAUUAUGUGGAGGAAGAAAGUGAUAUUGUAAAACAAAAUGAGAAAACACUCAAAGCUGAGAUAGUGCUAGUUCGCUCCAAACUGGCCAAUUGUGAAACUGAAUUGUUGCAAUGUAAGAAUAAAAUAAGAAAGCUAAUGGAAGAUAUUCACAAUGAGCAGAGAAUUGUAAAUGGUCGUCACCAGGAAAAUAGACAAGCGUUGGAAAGGUCGAUGCUUGCAGAGAUGGAAAGCCUGCAGACUCAGAUACAGCAAGCGAAGCACGCCACUGAGAUCAAUCACCUCACUGCUGAGAAUUUGAAACGGGAGGUUUGUAUUCAUAUUAAGUUAUUGAUUAUUCUUACUUGUACAUAUUUAAGAGUAAAAAAAAUAAGAAUAAAAGCAGUGUUAGGUCCAAGUCGUUCGGUUCGAGACCAUGCGGGCAUGCAGGAUAUAAAUAAAUUUUUCAAUUUAUCUGCGCAUGUGUAUAACAUAACAUCUGCUCGAAACGGUAAAGGAGAACAUCGUGAGGAAACCGGCAUAUCCAAGAAUUUAAAGUUCGACGAUAUGUGCCAACCAGCAUUUGGCUAG